AAGAGGAGGAAGUCAAAGAGAAGAGGCGCUUUUGAGGGAGCACCAGAUUUUACAGUAUCUCCUGUCACCCAGGUUGAAAAUCCAGCCGUUUUGACUGCCCCUUUACUGUCUCACUGUUCAUUUUCUGAACACCAAUGAAUGGCCUUGGGAAAACUUGACCCUUCAAGGAAUAAUCCAACUUCUCCAGAGGAAAAUAACUACUUGACCAGAAUAUUCUUUAAGAACAAAAUAAGGAGCCCAACCUCACCAUAUAAAACUGUUUAGAGCAAAACUAAACUUCUGAAUACAACGGAUUAUAAUUUCUACAGCCUGUGAACAACUGCUGAUCAAAUUGCUAAAGGCUGCUGUUUUUGUGGUUGAGGCUUUCUUCUUUGGUUUUACUUUUAACUUAGUUUUGUUUUGCAAGAACGAAAGAGGAAGGGCCGCCUAACCAGGCUGCGGGACGAUUCCAGCAAGCCUCGAGUUUCCUGGGGUUCACAGCCGCGGACUUCAGCCAGCAAGUGCAGAAGCGCUUGUUGCUGCCUCAGCUGCACCUGGGUUUUUCCUUGUCUUGCAGUUUGUAGCUUAGAAGAACGGUGCGCAAGCGACUCCAGCUCUUCCCACACCCAGGCCAGUGUGGCUCUCUCUCAGGGCUCUGUCAUAGUGAAAAGUGUGUAUGUGAGUGUGGUGUGUGUGUGUGUCAGAAAACGAAAGAGAAGGGGAGAGAGACUGAUCGAUCCUUCGGCCUCAACAUCAGCAUCCCUUAGUCGUCCGCUUCUGUCCCCAGGCUGGUGUCUUCUGGUGCAGUAGCUCCGAGAUGAAGCCACCCUGGAAAAUCCUUAUGGCCACUCCUCUGUUCUUUCUCCUGACCCUUCACACCUUGGCCUCUCCAGCCUAUGACCACCAGCCCGGCACCAGACGCUCCAAAGGCCAAGUCUGUAUAGCCCUCCAGCACAGCUUUCCAUGUGACGUGGCUGAUUUCUGCUCCCUUGCAGGGUGUGUGCUGGUGGUGUCUGUGAUUGAACAGCUUGCUCAAGUUCACAACUCAACGGUCCAGACCUCAAUGGAGAGACUGUGCAGCUACUUGCCUGAAAAACUGUUCUUGAAGACCACCUGCUACUUAGUGGUAAGCAUAUUUGGACCAGACAUCAUAAAACUGCUCAAAGCGGAUGUAAAUGCUGAUGUGGUGUGUCACACCCUGGAGUUUUGUAAACAGGACCCUGGCCAACCCUUGUGUCACCUCUAUCCCCUUCCUAAGACAUAUUCCAGAAGUGGUUCUGAUAUUUGUUCACUCCCAUUUUUGGCCAAGAUCUGUCAGAGGAUUAAAUUGGCUAUACAAAAUUCUUUACCAUUCAAAGAUGUAGAUUCAGACAAAUACAGUGUUUUCCCAACACUGCGGGGCUCUCACUGGCGAGGGAGAGACUGUAACGACAGCAACAAGAUGGCAUACCCAGGCAGAAGGCCAGACAACUGGGAUACACAUCAGGAUUCAAACUGUAAUGGCAUUUGGGGUGUUGAUCCAAAAGAUGGAAUUCCAUAUGAGAAGAAAUUCUGUGAAGGUUCACAGCCCAGGGGAAUCAUUUUGCUGGGAGACUCAGCUGGGGCUCAUUUUCACAUCCCUCCCGAUUGGAUCACAGCUUCACAGAUGUCUUUGAAAUCCUUCUUCAAUUUACCAACAGCUCUUACCAAUGAGCUCGACUGGCCCCAACUCUCUGGCACUACUGGAUUUCUGGACUCCACUAGCAGAGUUAAAGAAAACUCUAUUUACCUUCGUUUACGGAAAAGAAACCACUGCAAUCACAGGGACUACCAGAACAUUUCAAGAAAUGGUGCAUCUUCCCAAAGCCUGGAGAGAUUUAUAGAAAGUUUGUCUAGGAACCAGCUGUUGGACCAACCAGCCAUUGUCAUAUACGCCAUGAUUGGAAAUGAUGUCUGCAACGGGAAGAUUGAUCCCGUCCCAGGAAUGACCACUCCUGAAAAAUUGUACUCAAAGGUCAUGGAGACUCUGCAGUAUCUAGAUUCUCACCUGCCAAAUGGCAGCCAUGUUAUUUUAUACGGCUUACCAGAUGGAACCUUUCUCUGGGAUAAUUUGCACAGCAGAUAUCAUCCUCUCGGCCAGCUGAACAAGGACGUGACCUACGCGCAUCUCUACUCCUUCCUGAGCUGUCUCCAGGUCAGCCCCUGCCACGGCUGGAUGUCUUCCAAUAAAACGCUCCGGACUCUCACUUCAGAGAGAGCAGAACAACUCUCCAUUACGCUGAAAAAAAUUGCAACCAGCCAGAAAUUUACAAACUUCAAUCUUUUCUACAUGGAUUUUGACUUCCAAGAAAGUGUGUGUGUGUGUGUGCACGCCCCGCAGUCACGGAGGAGUGGCAGAAGAGCGGAGGGCAGCUCUGCCAGCUCAUUGAACCCGUGGAUGGAUUCCACCCUAGUGAGGUGGCUUUACAGCUGUUGGCAGAUCGCUUCUGGAAGAAGGUGCAGCUCCAGUGGCCCCAGGUCCUGGGAAAGGAGAAUCCAUUCAACCUCCAGAUUGAGCAGGUGUUUGGAGACCAAGGGGGGCACUAAGUCCUCAGGGACACCUGCUCCUGGGGAGCUCAGGAAGGCAGAAACUUGGGUAAACUCAUUCAAGAAAUGGUUAUGGGAGCGGCUGUGUCACAAACUCACAGGCCCCUCUUCAGCAGCAUCCUUGCAAAGUGCUUUUCUCCCAUUUAAAAGCCUAGUGUCACUCUCUUCACUUCCCCUCUGCCACUUUUGGGGAUGGCUUCCCAAAUAAACCACUGGCACCCAAAUCUUUGUCUCAAUAAAGACAAAAUUAUAAUGACAGUGUGUGCA
This is a messenger RNA of Delphinapterus leucas (beluga whale), 2811 nucleotides long. Lineage: Eukaryota; Metazoa; Chordata; Mammalia; Artiodactyla; Monodontidae. The record is from RefSeq and is a predicted model, not a curated record.